UGAUGUCUGCGCAUGUGCGGCUCCCGUUCGCUGUUGGUGUUCACAUACUAUACACUGGCAGUGUGCAAGCAUUGGUAGAGGAGCGGCUCCCUGGAGACGGACGGAGGCUUGGGUUGCUGUGUUCGGGGAUUGAAUGCACUCAUCCGGGGGACGUGGGUGCUGUGCACGAGAAUAGCAAGUUUAGAACAUGCAGAAAAUACUGGGACAAUCUUUGGACUAGGAUGCUGUUUUGCUAGCUACUCUUCCACUCUCAGUGAUGCGUCAUAUGAAGAAAGGCCUGCACCAAGAUGCAUGUUAUGAACUGUGUCUCUUUGGUAAAUGAUAAAGAAAAUGGUGACUGCAGUGUGGUCAUCACAGACUUAAUGCUAGAUAACCCAUUGCCACCUCCGCCUCCACCACCACCUCCUCCUCCGCCACCUUUGCCUCAGUCUGUGCCACCACCUCCUCCUCCCCCUCCUGGGGCUCCUCCAUUUCUGAAUCAUGGUAGUCAUGGACACAACAAGAAAAAACGCAUGCGGAGCUUCUUCUGGAAAACCAUCCCUGAGGAGCAGGUUAGGGGGAAAACCAAUAUCUGGACUAUGGCUUCUAGGCAGCAUCAAUACCAGAUUGAUACAAAGACAAUUGAGGAACUAUUUGGUCAGCAGGAGGAUGCAAAGCCUGGUGUUUUUCGGAGGACUGGGAGCACCAGGUCUUCUUUCCGAGAGCCAAAGGAUGAGGUUUCUCUUUUGGAUGCAAAAAGAAGCAUGAAUAUUGGAAUAUUUCUAAAGCAGUUUAAAAAGUCCGCUGAUCAUAUCAUUGCUGAUAUUCGGAGGGGACAGUGUGAUUUAUAUGACAGUGAGGCACUACAAGAACUUCUUAAGCUGUCUCCAGAGCCAGAAGAGGUAAAGAAGUUAAAAACAUUUACUGGAGAAAUAACAAAGCUGUCUCUGGCAGAUUCCUUUAUGUACAUGUUGAUUCAAGUGCCAAAUUAUUCUCUGCGAAUAGAAGCAAUGGUGCUUAAAAAAGAAUUUUCACCUUCCUAUUCCUCUUUGAGUAAAAACAUGAUGGUUAUCCGGCUGGCUACAAAAGAGCUGAUGUCAUGUGAGCAGCUGCAUUCCAUUUUGUACUUGGUGCUGCAGGCUGGGAACAUUAUGAAUGCGGGGGGUUAUGCUGGAAAUGCUGUUGGCUUUAAACUGUCAUCGUUGCUCAGGCUUGCAGACACAAAGGCAAAUAAACCUGGAAUGAAUCUGUUACAUUUUGUGGCUUUGGAAGCCCAGAAAAAAGACGCCGCUCUGUUGACAUUCUCAGAGAAGCUGCCGCAUAUUAAUGAAGCAGCCAGGUUAUCUACAGAAAAUGCGGAAACAGAAUUUCAUUCACUCUCUACAAAAACAAAAACCAUUAAAGACCAAAUCAAAAAGGACCCUGAACUAGUGCAACAAAUGGAAGAAUUUCUGCAGGUUGCAGUGAAGGAGCUGAAAGAACUGGAUACACAGAGAGUGGAGUUACAGAAAGAGAGUCACACCCUUAUUGAUUUCUUCUGUGAAGACAAGGAAACCAUGAAACUUGAUGAAUGUUUCCAGAUAUUCCGGGAUUUCUGUGACAAGUUCAACAAAGCAGUAAAAGAGAAUAGGGAGAGAGAAUUACAAGACGUUCGCCAGAAGCAGAGACUGAAGGAACUGGAGCUAAAACGUCAGUCUUGGGUCUGCGUAGAGGCUAGAGGUUUUGGAAGGAGUAGCAGUGAAAAUGAUGUGGAGCUGCUGACAAAGAAGGGACUGGAGGAGUUUUUACUUCAGAGGCCCCAAAGUCCACUGAGUAGGAACUCUAGCACAAGGCGUUCUCGUCACUCAUUAGGUGUAACAGCAGACAGAGAACUUCUGAUGUACUUGGAAGCCCCUCCGGACGAUCAGUUAAACAAAUGUAAUAGUCUUCCCAGAACUCACACUCGCCAGUCAAGACCAACAAUUGCAUGGAUGAAAGACAAAAAUGAAGAGGACAAUAUGCACUUAAAUAAAAAUGAAGCCUUUCAAUGUUCCUCACCUUUGCCUACAGUUCAUAUUAGUAGUUUUGGAAAUGACCACACUGCCAUAGCAAAUAAACAGAACAAUCAGACCAAUAUAGACCGCAACAACAACCAGCCACAAAACUGCCAAGACUAUGGAGAUGCUUCAGUCAAAAAGACCCCUUUAAGCCCAUUAGCAAUCAGUAUUCAGGAACGUGAACUGGUUAGAAAGUUACAAAAAUUUGAUCUUCAAGGAUCUGUGCAUGAAAAUACAGAAGAUGUUUGCUUAACAGAUUUGGAGACGUUUGAAGAAUUAAGUAUUCAUUCCCUUAGCCUUGCAAACAAAAUUCUUCUACCAUCCAAAAAUACCAAAGACUCACCAUCGAGUAUAUAUGAUGAGGACAUGAGUAUGACUGAGGAAUAUUCAAACAGUACAAGCACUCCUGUGUCGAAAAAUACAUGUACUUCUGAAAAAGAGCAUGGAACAAUUUUCUAUGUUGAAGAUACUACUGAAGACUCCUUAUCUUUGGAUCAUUCUGAAGCACAAAGUGUAAACUGUAAAAUGAGGGACACAUCAGUUGCAAUGGAAACUAAAAGUGAAAAAGUGAACAUAUCUCCUGAUCGGCACAAAAAUGUGGACUGUAGCACUGGAGAUGCUGGCAGUACUAAGGAAAAUACAAUAAAAAGUAAAGAUCACAAAAGACCUAACUCUGUGAAAGAAAGAACUUCAAGCUUCUCAAAAUCAAAUACAGCUCGUUCAGUUACUGCUACAACAAAACCUGUGCGCAUGUUGAAUGAGUCUGAGCAUGAGACCAUGCGGAAGGUUGUCCCCAUUUCUAAGGCUACCAAGUCGGGAAGUAUAAAACGUACAGAGCUCAGAAGCUCAGUGCGAGAUGAAGGGAAAUCUGAUGAACUAAAACAGACUUUUCGGCACUCCCUUAGAGCCAAAAAUGAUAAUGUCCCAAGGAGUUCCCCAAUAACCAGUACAACUGCUGAAGAACCUAAGUUACAAAGAGGUUCGAGUUUUAUAGCUAACACUUCACGUUUUCAAAGGGACCAGAUCCAGCGCAAAAGUUCUGUAAAAAAACCAGCCGCAAAACCAGUUCGGAAUAUUGCUAAACCAAAGCCCGAUGAAACCAAGAUAUGUAGGACAUCUCCAAAAGAAUCAAAUUCUACUGAAACCAGCAAACCACAACCAACCACACCUUUACCCAGCCCCAAAACCCUGCCCUCUACACCAAGCUUUGCUAGAAACACUGUUGCAUCAUCCUCAAGGCGUGCAAACCCAGAACAGUCCUCUCCAACCACAGCAAAGACAUCAACAAUAACUAGAUCGUCAUCAAUACGUCAGUCUAAAGGAAAGUCUGAACCGUUAACUAGGGAUACAAACACAAGGGAAAAUGGAAGAGUGAAUACAUUUAAUAGGACUGGUAGUAUGAGGACACUUGGGAAAGGGAUGGUUGCUGUUGGAAACGGCACACCUGAGACAGUUCAGAAAGAGAAGGGCAUUGUUGAAAAGUCAUCUGUAAAACUAAAAGAUACAGGCAAAGCUACCUUUGGUAAAAUACUUAAACCUCUGCUAAAGUAGAUGAUUAAUUUAAAGUUCCCAUUACUAACAUGACAACCCCAUCUGGGAGAGUUGGUAAAGACAUUUUUCACUUCCCCAUUUUGACGAGCUGCGCACAUUAGUCGUAGCAAUUUUAACAUUAAGAAGAACAUGAUUGUUGGUAUAUCCAGGUACUCUGUGUGGCAAACGAAUUUGACAGCCUCAUGAAGGAAUUUGUGCUGAAUGUAAUCUGAUAUUCGUGGAGCGCCACUUGAUGGAUACUUUUUACAGGUUGCAGUAAUUGGAAAGCUCUACUUUCAAAGGUGAUUGCUCGGCUGUAAAACAGAACUCUGGUUAGUGUUUGACCUCCAAAGGUACAAAUUAUUCACUGACUUUGUAUGGUUGGCUGCUUAAAGCUAAUGGUAUACUUGAUCAUACUGCCACUGGCAUGGAUAUUCCAAAGACUCUGCUGGGUGGAGUCUUUUGCUUUACUGGAUGAUAAAAUGACUGGCACGGGUGUGUUUCACAACCUCUCAAGGAAGCACACAAAAGGAUGAAUCAUUGACGACAAUGUUGCGUUCACGUACAAUGAUAUCUAGUUACAAGUGUACAAAAGUGCCAUGUAUUUAUUUUGCAUUUGAAAGGUGUUACUGUACUAUAUUUAAAUGCUAAGUCUUAUUUGAGAGCACUUCAACUAUUCAAUGUUUCCAUUGUGAUUGUUCUUUGUUUUAUUAACAUGUGAAUCCUGCUGCUAGGCUUCUGUCCUGUAAGUUUUGAUAUGGGGAGAAAAAAAAGAACUCUCUGUUCUUCGUAUUGCUUAUACUGUUGGCCAAACACAGUGGAGAUCACGUGUAAUGCAUAAUAAUUAUUUUCUCCUAGAAUUCUGCAACUGCACUCAGUGUAAGCCAGCCUAGAAAUGUUUACACAAAUACGUCAUAACUCCUCUUUUGUAGAUGAAAGGUCUUUGUAGCAAGUGCUACUUUUUAGAACUGUACAGAGUUUGCUUUGUUUACCAUGAAAGAGUACACCUAAAAAAUUACAAAGUUGGUCAAAUGAAUGUCCAACAAAUCUCAGCAACCUGUCAGGUUUAAAGCCUAUCUUCAGACAGUAUUUUUUUUUCUAUCACGUUCAAGGGUUGGAACUUGAAUUUGUAUUGCUUUGUUUGUAUGUCUGCUGGGAAGAGAUUCCAUUACUUCCUGUUCGAGUGACGGGGAGUCAGAGGGACAGGAAGUGAGGGGAAAUCUCUGCAGAAGGAAAAAACACCACAUCCAUUUUAUAGUAGUAGUGAAAGGACAGAACCUCUGUGAGGUUUAACUUAUUAUCUGUACCUGACCCCAUGACCCCUGUUGCAUUUUUUUUGCCCUGUUGACACAGGAAUAUAAAGCCAAAGUAAAUCUCUCCAGUGGUGUCAGACAGCAAUAGAAACCUGGUUCUAACCCUUCCCUACCCCAUUCAAAUAGUUAAUAGAAAUUAAACACAAAAGACCAUUUUGGCUGGAGUUUGUACUUAAAUAUUAUAGAAGUCACAACAGAUGGCUCAGACUGUUCCAAAUUGGUUACAAAGGGUUACAUACAAUUUUGCAUAUUGCUUUUUAAAAUAUUUUUUAUGGCAUGUUAAUUAUGUAGCACAAUGUGUGAAUUGUCCAAAGGACCAAAUCCUUACCUAGGUUGAGAAGAUGUUUGAAAUAGAUUUUGGCCAGUCAUAAAUCUUCUUAUUAUAACCACUAUGGGAUUAUAGGAUGGUGCUUUUGUAAGGGUGCUGAUUCAGACUUCUGUAUAUGCUUUGCCUUAUUUGACAAGUACUUAUGGUACACUUAAGCAUUUGGAGUCUUAUCCUUGGAUACUAGUAAACAGAAGUGUCCAAGUAGAAAAAAAUUGCCAUUGAUAUGGCUGUAAAGCCUUAUAGCAUCCUCCUAAAACUGGACGGACACCACUAGUGUGUAUUAAGUUACUCCGUUGGGGGUUGUAGAUUUUUUUUCUUCUUAGAAAAUGCAAAUAUUUAACACCGCUUUAUUUGAAGAGAAGGGUGACUGUCUAAAUUAGGACGUUCUUCUCUUCAGACUUUCUUGUUGCCUUAUGUCUGAUUGCUGCUUACGGACUAUAGAUUUUGGUAAUAAAAUAGCCAUUUUUUUAUAUACAAAAACAGGUCAAAGACUUACUGGAAAACACAAUCAUUACCUUGACGUUGUGUUGAGCAUUUCUAAUGCAGCCCACAGGGUCUUGAUUCAGGGAUCCAACAUUAUAAGUGAAAUAAAGUUGUGUUUUUUUUUAUUAUUAUUAUAAAUUCUAGACCCGUGCAUCUACCUGGAAUUGUGAAAGGACAUAUUCAUCCCUUAGACCCACAGACGAGCAGAUCUAUCAUAGAAUAUAAUGGUCUGAAAGCGAUACCUGUGUUAUCGCAACUGCAGGAACAUUUGCCUGUUAAUUCAUGAAAUCGGCAUCUGGCAGACUUGUGUGGUAACAGGAGAUCUCCCCUUUCUUUGUAUUACAGAUAAAGGAUCUUCUUUCUCCAGAGUGUUAAUAAGCACUUCCAGCAUUCACUCUCACACAGACUGUUAUAGUGCGCAGAAAAAUGGGUGUGAGGCAGAUUUUUAACCUGUAACAAGGAAUCAUGAGUAAUGACAAAUGACUUGAAUUCAGCUGCUCUCCAUGAAGCCAGGAGGUCCCCUAAAAAAACAGCGAUCACUCAAAUUUAGACAUUCACAUGAAGUGCAGCUGAAGCAUAGAUGAGCUAGUCUAAAGCGUUAAAGGAAGUUGUUUCUAUGCAGUUCUGAUAAACAUAGUCAUAUUUUUUUCAGACCUCGGGCACUCAUAUCAUUGUCACAAAUCUACUGGUUAUGGUAGGAUUGAAAAAUUAUCUUUGCCCGGAUAUUCUGUGACUUCUAUAGAGCCCAAUGGCCAAUGCAUCUUGAAGGGAAAAAUCUAUUGGCUAGGUUGGAUUUUCCUGGCUAAUUGCUAUUGCUUUACCUCAAAAUUAGCAAUUUUGGAGAUUUCUUCCUACCCGAUAGGACUAAAUAGACAUAAUUUGGGUCAUUCAAGCAUGUGUGAUACAAGGAUUCAUGUUUGUUGGCAUAGAGCCUUAUUGGUUCUUGCAUAGUGAAAAUGUAUAACCCUGCUACAAAGUAUCUAUAACCUCCUCCACUUCACUGAUGUGAUCUGGAACCAUUGGGCUCAGAGCUGCAGAUUUUUCCAUAAAAUAUAGAUCAUUCUCGUUGCUUGAUUGAGAUCAUCAGUGCUUUAUAUAUGUUGCCAAAGCAAUGACUUAAGCAUGCAAUGUGUAAUGCUUUGCAAGUGUGGUGAUGAGAAAAAUAUCCUCUGUGUAGUUUGUUAAAUGAGAAGGAUGGUGAAUACACUAUGCUUAUUAUUGUGUUGUUUUUUUUGUUUUAAUCCAGUUAAAGUAAAACAUACAGGUCAGAGUUUUUUCUUCCUGUCCUGGUCUCAUUCAUGAACUGUAUAUGAAAACAGAUACUCAGGGGCAGGAUGCACAGCAUUAUUUGGUAUCUUACAGUUUUUCAGUGCUCUCAUUUGUAUGUACGUUUAACUACCGAUUCCGACUAUAAGUUUAUUUAAAUGUGUUUAAUAUUGUAAAUUUGUAUACUAGAAGGUACAAUGUACAUAGGCAAUAUAUAUAUUUAAAGGACCUUUACAUAUUUCAGAAUAGUUUGCUAAUAAAUCUUUCAACUGACAA
Molecule: messenger RNA, 7211 nt
Organism: Rana temporaria (common frog)
Lineage: Eukaryota; Metazoa; Chordata; Amphibia; Anura; Ranidae
Gene: FHDC1
Product: FH2 domain containing 1
Exons: 12
Coding region: 288-3566 (1092 amino acids)
Source: RefSeq, a predicted model, not a curated record